GCAAGUCGAGGCGUAAUCAUUCCACACUUCGGCACUUCUCGAUCAACAUCGGAAAUAGUCGUGCAAGCUUUUGGAGUUGCUUAAUAUUUUCCGAGGUUUAUGAGUUCUACAUACCCUGUGCGGUUGAUUUUUCGACGCCUUGUGUUCGUCGUGUACUUGUGAUAACUGCAGGACCGUAUGAGCAAGAAACAACAAAAAUCCGGCGAAAUGCGAAUGGAUUUGGACACCCUUUCCCAGGCUGCGCUGAGUCAAUUUGACACGAGUUACUUCAACCAGUCGUUCUCUGGAUCAAAACCAUUCCCAGCUGUCUCAGAAGAACUCGCCAGGGCACUCACCAACUCCAUGGCAGUGUCCAACACUGACCUGUUCAUCGAUUGCGAACAAGGGGAUCUGCCAAACUUUGCAGGCAACAUGGAAGAUUUCGAAUACAAACACACGGUCACCGACCCAAGUUUUGAGCAUGAUCACAACAUGAACACCCGGAGCGACGCGAUGCCUCUGUGCUACCACGGCACCAUCACAACCACGGCACCGCAGAUGUCGCCAGAUCCUGACAGUCCUGACGGGUCUCCCAACUCGGGCUCUUGGUGGGCAACCACGGACCAAGGGAUGCUUACUCCAACAGUCAUCGGCAGCAUAGUCAGCAGGUCCAACACGCUCAUCAACGAGGCAGUACCCAGCGGUAGCCAGUCUUCAGAAACCCAACGCCUGAGCAGAGAGGAGUCUUACACCCCUACCAGCUCGUCCAGCUACGAUGUGAUCUGCACGGAACCUCUGCCAAUGUCAUCUCCCGACUUGGCCACCGAAACGGAACAACUACCCCCGUAUUCGUGCGCCUACACACAGGCCGCUGGACUGUCCUCGUUCGACACGCUGGUGGACACGCUCAGCAGUGCCGCCUGCGCUGCCGAAACACCGGUAUCACAACCAUCCGGCACAUUCGCCGAGCAGUGCAUCAAGAUCGAUGGGGUCCUCAAGUACACCUGGCCUGCCUCUUUGGAUUCAAGCUCGGCCUUUGGGCGACCAGUUCAGCAGCUGCCACAGCAUGUUGCAGUCACACAACACGCUCCCGUACACCAGCAUCCUCACCCCAUGAAAAUGUCACCAUCGUCAUCUCGCUCUCAAACCUCACCCGUACCCCAGGCUGUUCCCUGUCGGACUCACACGCACCAACUCGGUGAAGGUAUGUUGCUGCAAGUCUCCAAUCCAGUGGACAUCUUGAACCAACCCUACCCAUCAUCUCUCCCGACCUCCACCACAGGCAAAGCCCCCAAACCCCGAAAGUACGUGAAUCGUCCGGGUAAGACCCCACCACACGAGCGACCGUACGCUUGCCCUGCUGACAACUGCGACCGGCGGUUCUCUCGCAGCGACGAGCUCACCCGUCACAUUCGCAUCCACACGGGACAGAAACCAUUCCAAUGUCGGAUCUGCCUCAGGAACUUUAGCCGCAGCGACCACUUGACAACCCAUAUCCGUACCCACACCGGCGAGAAACCGUAUUCCUGUGAAACCUGUGGCCGUAAGUUCGCCCGCAGUGACGAGAGAAAGAGGCACUGCAAGAUCCAUCUUCGGCAAAAGGUCAAAAAGGAGUCAGAGCAGAUGAAAGGAGCCAGUUCAUGCAGUUACCAGUUACCUCAUACAUCCUCCUCCUCCUCCUCCCCAACGCCCUCCUGUUCAUUACCAGCAAGCACGAUAACUACCAGUGCAUCGUAGAGACAUUCAAAACAAUCUAAGCACCUGCUCAAAAACUUUGUAAAACUCUUUUUAACUUCCAAUAUCCAAUUGCAAACAGAGAUGAAAAUCUGCAGUAUUUAAACUACAGUUUUAAGGUAAACUGGUUUAUUCUUUGUAUUCACCUGAAUAUUCUCACACAAAAAAUACAAAGUUUCCCUCUUUCGGUGGUUGAUAGCAACCUGAAACUGAACUAUCUUUGUAUUUUAAUGACAGUUUUAUGUGUUAGAAAACGCAUUUGCAAAUGCGCAAUAUUAUGAAUGUGUACAAAAAAUUGUGUACAAAAUUUAAACUCGCAGCACACUUUCUCGGGACCAACUUGCUGAUAGUAGAAACUAGCACUUAUAAUGCUCAAUUGUUGAUGCAAAGUGAUUUCAUGUUCCUUCUCAUUUUUUCGCUCUCAAACACUAAACCUUUUCCUUUCUGGUGUAUUUCUCGUCAAACUGUAGUAUUUAGCAUCUUAAUGAUUAAAUCAAGCGCUUUGGGGAUGUUCACGGCUUUUAAGUGGUCAAAAGUAAUAAUGUCAUGUAUUUUCAAAAUGGGUUAAAAGUUUUCUUUGAUUUGAGCACUGAAAAUCACAUUCCUCGCGGCAAAAUCAUUUUAGCAAUGCACUCGUACAAAGCACAGAUCCUAUAGCACUAAUGGUAGUGAUGUAAUAAUCUUAUUACUUGAUUACACAAACCUUAAUUUUAGCGUUGAGUGUGCACUAUGAAAGACUCGUAUUCGAAUCAUUUUGCGAUUCCUCCUUCGCUUUUGCAUGUACACCUUUUUAUUUAAGAGCAAAGGAAUGAUACAAGAAACUCUUGCCAGCAAGGAAUGUUCGAAGACCUAAUACAGAAUUGUAAUGUAAUGCCGCCAUUUUGUGGUUAAUUUCAAUUUAAAAAGCCCGUCUGCAGCAGGAUUGCUCGAUGGUCAUAAUAAUCCAUAAAGUGGGAGCAGGUCUCCAUGUUGGGUGACCUAACAUGCAAUUACAACCAAAUAGUAAGAGUAAAAGGUUCAGAUACUUAAAUUGCUUUCGUUUGUACGUUUGUAAACAGAAAGAAGCAGCCUGCAGGUUCGGGUUUUAUUACUUUUUUCAUCCAACUAUUUUGCAUUUUCGUUUGAUAUGCCACCAGUAAAAAACCACUCCCACUCCCGCGAUGGAAAGCCUUUAUCACCGCUGUAAUUAAAGUUUCAUUUAAUUUCUGUAUCUAAAAAGGAAAAAAUACCUGAAGAAAUAAAAAAAAAUGCUAUAUGCUGAUUAUUUUGCUCUAAGAUUUGUGGUAAC
Molecule: messenger RNA, 3001 nt
Organism: Patiria miniata (bat star)
Lineage: Eukaryota; Metazoa; Echinodermata; Asteroidea; Valvatida; Asterinidae
Product: early growth response protein 1-B-like
Exons: 2
Coding region: 178-1716 (512 amino acids)
Biological process (GO): regulation of transcription by RNA polymerase II
Molecular function (GO): RNA polymerase II cis-regulatory region sequence-specific DNA binding; DNA-binding transcription factor activity, RNA polymerase II-specific
Source: RefSeq, a predicted model, not a curated record